This is a messenger RNA of Neocloeon triangulifer, 3260 nucleotides long. RefSeq names its product conserved oligomeric Golgi complex subunit 1 (gene Cog1). Lineage: Eukaryota; Metazoa; Arthropoda; Insecta; Ephemeroptera; Baetidae. The transcript is spliced from 16 exons. The record is from RefSeq and is a predicted model, not a curated record. Gene Ontology annotation, cellular component: Golgi apparatus; COG complex. Bases 189 to 2993 code for a protein of 934 amino acids. Gene Ontology annotation, biological process: intra-Golgi vesicle-mediated transport.
GUGGGCGUGUCACUGUUUAUAAAAUUGACGUGUUGUCUUUCUAUGUGCAUUCGUGUAAUAAAUAAUUUGCUCUUGUUUCAAUUGCCGGCCCCGACUGAAAUUCUUCGAAGUUCCAUACUAAUCAGGAUUUCCCAAUGUAAUCUUAAUGAAAUAGACGCGCAACCUUCUGUGGGAAAACCGUGCACUCCAUGAUGCCGAACCACCAGUACAGGUCGAUGGUGGACUUGGUCCCAGACAAAGUUUUUGAAGAGAAUACGGUGCCUGAAAUCAAGGAAAUCUUAAAAAAACUGCAAGCGGAAAUUGAGAGAAAGAAGGUGGAAAUCCGCACUAUGGUUGGGGAGAGGUACAGGGACUUGAUACAAGCAGCAGACACCAUAAAAGAGAUGAAGGAUAAUUCAUUUGAAGUCAUCGGCCAAAUCGAUGGGAUGUCCGACAUGUGCAAGCAGCUGCAGCAAGUGCAUCUUUUGGGGUUCAGGCAGGAUUCUGAGCAGGCCAGAUUUAAAAGGAAUGCAGCAAAUUUGGCCUAUUACACAGUGGCUGUGCAGGUUCGGAUUUUGAUUUUGAUCCCUGAACAAAUAUGGAGUGCUAUUGACGAGGAAAACUAUCUCUUGGCCACACAAUUGUUUCUCUUUUCUAGCAGUGUAGUCAAUAGCUUAAAACUUAACAUCGGAAAUCAUUCCAAGGACAUAAGCAGUGAGAAAGUCUUAAAGUGUUUCCCGAUUUUGGAGCAACAGUGGGAAUCAAUGAAGCCGUUUAAGAACCAAAUUGUGAAGGGAUGUGAGGAGAAAAUUAAGAGGACCGAGUUGACUGAUUUGGAGGCGUCCGAGUGUGUAGUAGUUUUGAUCCUGCUCUGCGGACUAUCUGCUAGCCAGGCUCAGGAGAAGUUACUGGUGUUGAGGUUGGAGUCUUUGAAAAGUAAACUGGAUGGUGACCACUUGAACUCGAACAUCAAAAGCCAAGUCACGCAAAGUUUGAAACUAGCAGAAUUAACCCUCACCGUUUUCAACACUUGUUUUCAAGAAACAGGAAGCGAGAGUUUUAAAGAUACCCUGGACCAAAUUGUCGGACAAAAUUCACCUCCAAUAUGCACCUUAGCCAGCUGCUUACAGCCGGAAACAAUCGCAAUCCUUCCUCCGGUUGUCAAAAACUAUAAACUUUCCUUGGCAAUGCCGGUGGAACUAAGAAGUUCUGCAGAUUUGGAGCACAUGCAGAGUAAUUGGGUCAAGGAAGUGCAGACUGUUGUGGCUUUGAAGUUAGGCCAGCUUAUGAAUUUUGUUAAUACUGUGCAUGAGAUCCAGUCAAUCAGAGAAGCUGUGCAUUCUAUGCUCUCAAAAAUCAACAGACCCAAGUUUGGAAAAUUAAGCGUUUGGGAAAUUGCCUAUCGCCCUCUUUUAACGCAGCGAGUGAGGGAAAUCAUUCAAAAUCAAACUGAGCAGAUUUUGAGUGAGAUGAAGACGAGAUUGGGUCAAAGUCUACAUGAACUAGAUCAGGAGAAAAAUUUAAGAAAAGAAAAUGACCUGAGGUGGUUUAUAUGGAGUGAAGAGGCUGGAGAUUUACCAAACUCGGGGGGUUGGAUGACACAGUCAACUCGAACCAUUGACCAGGCUGGUGGACUUUUGAUGAAAUCGCUGGGAUAUUCUCCUAGCAUCCAGAAAUUCUGCAGCACUUUGGAUUCCAGUCUGCAAAUUUUGUUAGAGGACGUCAUGUUUUAUGUAAACGAUGGAAAUUUGGACAUCAUUGCCUCCUUCAUUGAGAUGGACAAGCUUAGAAGUGAAGGAAAAAGCGAUAAAUUUGUUGACAGAAAUGAACUACAGGCACACCUGCAGAACUGCACUCUGAAUAGCAUGAAAGGAAUUCUUACUUUCGUCAAGCAGAAAGUUGAAGCUAUGCAUGGCGUCAACGGAGAAACAUCACUCAUCUUCCUAGGCCGCCUGAUCCAGGCAAUCUGUGAUUUAUGUCCUCACCUGCAAAAGUGCAUGAGUCCUGCAGCGGUAUGGGAGAGCAAUAAGCCUACCCUGCUGGGGCCACUGCAAGCAGCGAGUGCUGAGUGGCAACAGUUGUGCAAGAAACUUGAGUCUGAGAGCUUAGAGAUCUUGCAGAUCUGGGCUGUAGCUGUUUCGGAAAGGCUGAAACAAAAUCUUCUUCCACUGCAGCUUGACACAAGCUCGUGCACACUUCUGCAAGCCCUUACUCAAUGGGAUAUUGUAAAAAUUGAGGAGGAAGGUGAAGCUGGCGCCCGUUUAAGUUCCACAAUCAGAGUGCCUGCCCAGCCGAGCCUGCCGUUGCAAAUGGUUCUACACAACUCCUGUCGGGACAUAAACACUCAGGUCCCUCAUGCACUGCCAAGACAAGUGCACUUGGAACUUGUGGAAAGCAUUUUGAUGCACCUUUUGCUGAACUACGAGUCCUUAAGUAAAGUUGAUCCGAUGCCUCAAGUUGCUGCUCUUCAGGCUGUUUUUGAUAUCAGAUUUAUCAUUUCUCUCUUCAUACUGAGAGAUUCAAAGGCACUCAAUGACAAAGCUUUGUCUACUUGUGAGCAGUUUGAAGCCAAAAUUGACCCUUUUGACUUAGACGUCUUUCAGCCUUAUUUGCAAAGCAAUGUGAAGAAAAGUGUAUACAGGCUUCAGCAUCUGCUGGGUUGCCUAGUUCCUCCUGCAAAAAUGGCCGUUCUAAGUGGAGUUCGCGUCGGUGGCAUUGCGGGCGAUUCCCCAUCGCCCGACGACCCAGCUGCCCUCCCAAUGUCCUCAGGUGCGGCCUGGUUCCCUCUUCUACCAGUGGCAACACCAGGCUUGAUUAGCGGAACUUCAGCUUCUGUAAGAGCUGCAAGGGUGGGAGAAAACGCACAGGAGAAGUCAAAGCAGAGCAAGGGGAAAUCUUCCAUCUCUUCGACCUCAAAAUCAGAUAACGCAUCCAGUAAUUUGCUAGUGCGAUCUGGUGCUGCUGCCUUGUUUGGCGCCAUGGCCAGUUCAGAGUGGUUUGGAGGUUCAUCGUGAGUGAUUUUUUGAUAAAUGAUUUGAUUUACUGAAUCGCCAUUUGUGCGAGGCAAGUAAAAUGAUUGUUAUAGACCCAUAAACUCAAGCUUUAUAUGAAUUGAUUGAUAAAUUAAGCACUAAAUAUCUUUAGCAUUGAAGUUUAAAAUACACAAUAUAAAAGUUGUAGUGGAAAUUCAAGCAAUAUUUUUCUUCGAAAAUAGAAGCCUAAAUAAGAAAACACUGCUUCACUUACGUUUGAAUAAAUUUCUCUACACAAGUCAGUGCUGC